This is a messenger RNA of Trichomycterus rosablanca, 1437 nucleotides long. It is a transcript of the gene fcer1g, whose product is annotated as Fc epsilon receptor IgFc epsilon receptor Ig. The coding region runs from base 55 to 339 and encodes 94 amino acids. Gene Ontology annotation, molecular function: IgE receptor activity. The transcript has 5 exons. Gene Ontology annotation, biological process: cell surface receptor signaling pathway. Gene Ontology annotation, cellular component: Fc-epsilon receptor I complex. The record is from RefSeq and is a predicted model, not a curated record. NCBI's taxonomy places the organism in Eukaryota, Metazoa, Chordata, Actinopteri, Siluriformes, Trichomycteridae.
UUCAGUGUCCGUCACUGCUUUAGUGUGUAGUGCUGUUUCUUUGUGAGUUUCACUAUGAAAAACACAGGACUUUCUGGACUUACGCUUAUUCCUCUUUCAAUGACUGUUGGUCAGGCUGCUGCCUUGCAAGAAUUCCAAAUCUGCUAUAUCCUGGAUGCGGUUCUUUUCAUUUAUGGACUUGUCCUAACUGUCCUUUACUGCAGGAUGAAGAUCAUGAAUGAACGUGCAAAAAACAACGUAAACGCAAAGAAGGAGGCCUCAGAAGGGGUGUAUGAAGGACUUUCUCAUCAGACUCAGGACACCUAUGACUCCAUUAACAUGAAACGUUCCAAAUCAUAAGUCAGACAUGACAAGAAAACAAAUGGAUUUUAACCUCUUUUCCUCAUUUUUAAAUGUAUUCAUCUUUCUCUAUUUAACAAUUUCUCCUUUCCUAUUGUAUAGACUAAUAUAAAGAACUAAUAUAAUGUGAUAUAUGUGCUUUGUACUGCUGAAUGUAUAUGAUUUUUAUUUUAGUCAAAAGGUUUUCUGUAAGCAUUUUAUCAAGUUAUUUUAUACAUACUGUAUAUCUAUCUGUCAAACAUGUACACCCCUUUCUUUUAAAUAUCCAAAAGUGUUUCAUGAUAAUUUUGCUGUAACAGGGCAGGUCGUGCCUCACUAAAGAGAGAAUGAGGUGUGAUCCUUACACACCUGAAAGAGUAAAAAAUGGAACUCAUUUGUAGAUAUUAAUUUAAUAUUGAAUAAUACUAUGGCAAAAAAAACCCCAAAAAGAAACAAUUGCGGUGGCCAAAUGAUUAGAAAUAAAGUAACAACUUAAAAACACAGUACAUCUGCAGCCCUCAACGGAGAAAUAAAUAGAAAAAAGAUAGUGCAUAAAUUAGAACUGGAUGCUACAAUAUGACAGGCCACUUAUGUUGUACGCGACAACAACAGUUCUAAGAAACAGAACAGACAAGGAACUAUCAGAAGCUGCUGUCUCAACUGUAAAUAAGCAGAACCCUUUAUUCUUCCGCUGGCACCUCCUGUCCAUAAAGUGGUUUUACAAGUGGUAAAAGGGACGCUGCGGCGCUACUGGGGCAAUCUGCUUUCCUAGAGCGUCUCCCUUGUAGUGUACUUAAAUAAACUAAAUUAAAACUAAAUAAAUAAAAUAAAAUAAAAUAAACUAAUUUUUUUCUGAAUCAAUUACUAGAAAUGACAUAGUAGGUAAGGCUUGAUAUAUUCAUGUAAACUGAACAAUUAGAAAAAUGUGUUAUUAAGAUCUAACAUUAAAGCAUCUACCUGUUUGACAACUGCUUAAAAAUGUAUUGCUGUAUUAUCGUAUGUAAUAAAGUAAAAUGUAUUACUGUAAUGUAUUACCACUGUUGCAACAGGUACAGAAUAUGGUAUGUAGUAUAUUACUGAUCUAAGGUUGCUAAGGUGGGUGUUGCUUUGCUGUUUUAA